Messenger RNA from Racocetra fulgida, 214 nucleotides. The record is from the annotation of a GenBank genome assembly. NCBI's taxonomy places the organism in Eukaryota, Fungi, Glomeromycota, Glomeromycetes, Diversisporales, Gigasporaceae.
AUGAAAGUUCUAGGCAAACCUUACGCAUAUGUUUCAUGCUGUCCCUUUUGUGUUGAACAAUUAGGCAGAAGAACAGAUCCUCCUAGACACAAGACCGCACUCUCCCAAGCGCGAGCUCUUUCCGCUGACCUCCCUUCUUACACGUAUGUUGAAUACGGAAGAUUUGCACGUAAACCCUGGGGGCUUGAUGGUCCCCGUGCAACAAUCGAGGCGC